Messenger RNA from Dracunculus medinensis (Guinea worm), 450 nucleotides. The record is from the annotation of a GenBank genome assembly. Lineage: Eukaryota; Metazoa; Nematoda; Chromadorea; Rhabditida; Dracunculidae.
AUGAAUGCGAAAAAGAUAUUGGAACAUAAACGAGCAAAAGAUCGAGAAUAUGAAGACAAAGAAUCGAAACGAAAAAAGGAAUUUGCAGAAAGUAGGCAAAAACGACAGCGAGAAGCAGCUGAAGCUGAAAUUUCCUCGGAUAUGGGAGCGCAUGGAUCACCUAAAGGUAUGGAAGAAAUCUUCUCAGACCCUGAAAUACUCACUUUAUUAAAAGACAAGGAGGUGUUGAAGGCUUAUUCGGAUAUACUGGAACAUCCGGAAAACCUAGCAAAACAUAUGACGAAUGAAAACGUGAGAAAAUUACUGGAUAAGAUGAGAAAAUUUAAAGGUUUUCCUCAGCCAGAAGAUGCCUCAAAGAUAUUUAAACAUGGUCAAGCGGAAGAGGCAAAGACAGCAGAUAGUGCAUUUGCAAAACCGCCUCCUAAAAUGCCUGAACCAGAUCUUGAUUGA